Molecule: messenger RNA, 2128 nt
Organism: Oryctolagus cuniculus (rabbit)
Lineage: Eukaryota; Metazoa; Chordata; Mammalia; Lagomorpha; Leporidae
Product: olfactory receptor 5H2-like
Biological process (GO): G protein-coupled receptor signaling pathway
Cellular component (GO): membrane
Molecular function (GO): olfactory receptor activity; G protein-coupled receptor activity
Source: RefSeq, a predicted model, not a curated record
AAGAUAAUUGAAAAUGAAUCUUGAUGUGAAUGGAAUGGGAGAGGGAGCGGGAGAUGGGAGGGGUGUGGGUGGGAGGAAAAAGCCAUUGUAAUCCAUAAACUGUACUUUUGAAAAUUAUAUUUACUAAAUAAAAGUUAAAAAAAGAUGCUCAUGCUACAAACUUGUCAAUGGAUCUGAGUUCUUGAUUUCAAUCUUGUAUGACUAUCUACCUAAUAAGCAAGUGGCUGCUCUCAUCUUUACUGCUAUGUCACAUCGAACAUGACUGAGUCCUAGUGACUACAUUCUGCAGAAUCUAUUUUUUCAUCCUCCUCAUCACUCCUAGCAUCGUGUUAUACAUAGACGAGGCACUUUACAUGUAUUUCAAUCACCUGGAGAAAAUUUUAAAAAGGUUUUUGUAGUUGAAAUAAUUGAAUUUACUUGAAGUUUUUGAUUCCUCCAAAACAAUUUCCAGUAACACUAAAUAAAAUUAAAAAUAUACUGUGAUAAGAUUAUGAUUUUCUGUCAAGCCCUUCUCCAGUAUAAAUGCUAUAAAUACUAGUAAACACUUUUUUCAUUUUCAUUUUAUUUCAGGAGAUAACCAGUGAGGACAUGGACAAGAAAAAUGCAACUUUGCUGACAGAAUUUAUUCUUACAGGACUUACCUAUCAACCUCAGUGGAAAAUCCCCCUGUUCCUGGGGUUCUUGCUGAUCUAUCUCCUGACUAUUUUUGGGAACCUGGGACUUAUUGCUCUCAUCUGGAGUGACUCUCACCUUCAUAUCCCUAUGUAUUUGUUCCUUGGGAGUUUAGCCUUUGUUGAUGCUUGGAUUUCAUUUACAGUGACUCCAAAGAUGCUGGUCAACUUGUUAGCCAAGAGUAAGAUGAUAUCUCUCUCUGAAUGUAUGAUACAAUUUCUUUCCUUUGCAUUUGGUGGAACUACAGAAUGUUUCCUCUUGGCAACAAUGGCAUAUGAUCGCUUUGUAGCCAUAUGCAAACCAUUGCUUUAUCCAAUGAUUAUGACAAAUAGACUAUGCAUUCGGCUAAUAGCCUUGUCAUUUGUAAGUGGUUUUGUUCAUGCUUUAAUUCAUGAAGGGUUUUUAUUCCGAUUGACCUUCUGUCAUUCCAACAUAUUACAUCACUUUUACUGUGACAUUAUUCCUUUAUUUAAGAUUUCCUGUACUGAUCCUUCCAUUAAUUUUCUAAUGGUUUUCAUUUUGUCUGGUUCAAUUCAGGUGUUCACCAUUGUGACUGUUCUUGUCUCUUAUACAUUUAUUCUCUCUACAGUCCUAAAAAAGAAGUCUGAAAAGAGCAUGAGGAAGGCCUUCUACACCUGUGGAGCCCACCUCUUGUCUGUCUCUUUGUACUUUGGCCCUCUUCUCUUCAUGUAUGUGUGUCCUGCAUCUCAACAAGCAGAUGAUCAAGAUAUGAUGGACUCUUUAUUUUAUACAAUCAUAAUUCCUGUGUUAAAUCCAAUUAUCUACAGUCUGAGAAAUAAGAAAGUCAUAGCCUCACUGUCACAAAUAUUACAUAGAUACAUACACUAGUAUCUCUUUUUAGUAUUGUCACAGGACUUUCAUUAUUAGACGUGGCUUCGGGUAAGAAUUCAAAGUUUUUAUAAUUACAACUACCCUCAAAGUUUAAUAGCUUAGUUAUUAUAAUAAAUGUACUAUUUAAAAUAUUGGUAUUUUUAAUUUGAAAAAAACAAGGAAUGUUAAUCAAGUGUUUAGGUAGUCCUAGAAUAAUUAUAUAGGAAAACAUUUAUUAUUUUAUAUGGUCCCUAGUAUGGCUUUACUAAUACAGUAAUGCUAAAAUUGCAUAUUUCUUAUAAAAAACAUGAUUAGAAUACAGAAAACAGCUUACAGGGUUGGAGGGGAUGGAGCCUCAUAUCACACUUAGUCCAUUUUGGUGGCAUUCGUGUGUGGUUGAGCAAAUGGAGACCCUGAGAAAUCUACUAGCCCUUUAAAUAUUUUUUAUCCUGACUUGUUGGAAAUUUUUUAUUCUCUUAUAGGAAUUCUACUCCCAAACCAUUUAGAGAAAUAAACAGACAUGUAAAUGCAAUCUUAGAAAAAAUGAGACAGUGAAAGCAGGGCCAAAUUGUUAAGAGGACACCCUUAGCUCAGUAUAUGAGUAAUGAGAAGAGGUAAGUUUCCA